Molecule: messenger RNA, 1554 nt
Organism: Penicillium griseofulvum
Lineage: Eukaryota; Fungi; Ascomycota; Eurotiomycetes; Eurotiales; Aspergillaceae
Exons: 1
Coding region: 1-1554 (517 amino acids)
Source: RefSeq, a predicted model, not a curated record
AUGGUCCGACCCAACUCCCCUGACGCUAUCCACAUUCCGCCCGUUGUGAAACCGCUCGCUCCUUACAUCAAGUCACGCCAGGAAACCCUCCAUAUUCGCCAGGUGCUGACGUCUUACCUGCGCUCAUUUAUCGAAUUCGACGAUCAGUCAAGCGAUCUCUCUCAAUCCCACCUCUCCCUGUGUGCGUCGACUGAUGCUGUUACCGGUGUCAAACGUAUCCCUCCCGAUCUCCCUGGGUUGAGAAAGGAUUAUCUAAAGGCAUUGGAGGCCAAUGUUGCGGCCCGCAAAGAGUUUGCCUUGGCUUCUGAGAAUAUCGCAUCAUUAAGGCGCCAGAGGACGGUCCCGAACCGCUCUUCUGAUGAUGAUCUGCAAGAGCCCGGCACCGAACUUCGUGAAUACCUUGCCCUCCUACGCGAUCGACGCCGCUAUACCAAGUUGCAGGUGUUUCAGAAUUACCUUGAGGAAAUUAAAACACGCGAUGCGGGCAGCUUGGAUGAUGUUGACAAUGACGGAGAGCAAAUGCUGUUGCCGGAGGUAGAUGCGGAGGCUGGGCGCAAUGGCACUGAAACAGACUUGGAUGAACUAGUGCAUAGGCUUGAGAGAGCAGUUGUCAGUGCGAGAACUCAAUUGGACCGCCAAAAGCAAUUGUUCGAUGAAGCCAAGGCACAGCAUGAUCCCCAAGUUGAAACUUCAGGUGCCAAAGCACAAGCAUUGCAAAAGACCCGGGAUGAGCUAGUACAAUGGGUGGAGGAACGGCUGGUUGGUCAAGGGGAUCCAGAUGAGAGUGUACUCCAAGAACUUCCCCCGGAGGAAAUCGAGGAUGUCCAGCGGGGGCUAGAGAAUCGCAAGAUGCAGAUUAUGGAGCAAUAUGCCGCAUAUCUGCGAGCCCGGCGAGAUCUCCUCGAUGCUGCCUCCAGAGCUUGCCAGCCAGUUAAUGUGGCCCCAAAACCUCCGUCACGAUCAACCAACAAGAAUGAACUCGUGACAGCAGAAAUCCCACCACCCAACCCGAUCGACGUUCUAUCAUACACAAACGAAAACCUGGUCCCGCUACUUAAGAGUCAAAAGUCGCUGGCUCUCCAGAAAACCUAUUUAUCCGGUUUACUCUCGAAAGAAAAGUCUACGACUCUCCGCGCCCUCAAUCGUCUAAGCGACGAAUCCCACCUACUUCCCGAAUACCCCACUCCCGUCCGUCGGCCACGCUUUAAGCAUGCGGCUACUCUCGACUUGCGAAACCAGACUCAGGCCUCCGAUCAGACCCCGGAUGAGGUUGUUGGUCUUGCCGAAGCAUGGGCAUUUGCUUCUAAUGCUGCAGCUGCCAACGAACAAGACUUUGUUCAGCGAAAGAUCGCAUUGGGUACUGAGGUUGCACAGGACGCCCGACAGACCUUAACUAGUGUAUGUAAGACCCUCAAUCAGGACCUCGGUGAGGUAAUGUUGGAGGGUCAGGAGAAUCGCUCCUCAAAGGGGAUGUCGAGGGGUGGGUCUCGGAUUGAGAAGCAACCGAGUGGUCCUUGGUCAAGUCUAAAUGGGAAAGUGGGGGUUGUAGAAUAA